AUGACUCACCCAUGGCAGGCGCAAGGUCCCACAGGGCCUGAGUCCUCAAGCCCGGCUGAGGCAGCAGCCGGCGCCCUCGGAGCCAGGAGAAUGACAACAGGUCUCAAGGCUGCCGCAGAGCGUUUGCUGCUGUGCCUGGCACCGCCCCUCCCCUCUCCUCCUGCAGGCUGCUGCGCCGCCGGAGAAGUACAAGGCCGCCUGUCCGCCCCAGUGGCCACUGUGGCUGGAGCCGGGGUCGGCUGCCCCGGCCCUGUCUUGCUCCAGCCCAAGAACCCCUGCCCGCUACGUGGCCAUCCUCUGCUGCCAGAGCUUUCUGCGAGCCUGGGGCUGAGGCCACAGCCCCUGCCCCUGCCCGGAGGCCCCAAGCCCAGCCCCAGGAGAUCCGGAAGCCUUUGCUCCUGGGGCUUACAUGGGCCCUCUGCCAGCCCUGCUGUCGCCCAGGCCCGGACCCCCACCUCUCCCAGCACCAACACGCCGGUGCUGGCCAGCCGCUCGUGUGUGCGGGGUCGGGGUCCUGGGAGCUCUUCUGCUACGGGGCUCAGCCCACAGAGAUGCCUGCAGGCCCAGGGGGACUUCUCAGGCUCUGGAGCCCCAGGGGCCCAGGCAAGGCUAGAUCCCCAUUGGGAGGGGACCCUGGCAAGUCCUGGCUGCGGGAUCAUUAACGUGGUCUCUCUGAUCCUCAGUUUCCUCAUCUGCAAACGGGCAAACCAUCCACGGGUCGGCUCCACCCUGCACUUAAGGCCUUUCAACUGGUUGACCCAGGCCCCCCAGAUUCUCUCCGACGAUCUUCCCUACUUAGAGUCAGCUGAUUAUGAGCUCAAUCACACCUACGGAGACCUUCUGGGCGACGCCGAGAGCCAGAGAGGGGACCAGGGCGUCCGAGUACGUGAGAUUCCUUCAGGUGUCGGGGACGAGGGAGUGGAGAGGGCGGAUGCGGAACAGGAAGAGACGGAAGGAGAGAGGAGAGGAGUGGUGGGCACCGAGCUGGGCGAGCUCCUCCCUUCCCGCCCUGGAAGGCAGGGCUCUGCUCAGUAUGGCAACUCUGCACCCCAGCCCCGCUUCCACCACCCUUCCCUGUGGAGCAAGGAGUCGGAGGGGGACCCUCCUGUCUCCGCAGUUCGCAGCUCCGAGGCUCAGGACCCGGAGAGCCGCACCAUUGCUCGAUUCCCUCCGGAGCGGCUGGACACCCGUCAGGAGCCCACGAACCUGGAAUGGAUGACAAUGGCCUUUGCCUCCUCCAUGAAAAGGGUUUUGGGAACCAGUUUGCAGAAGGGAGUUCAACCUCCAGAGAAAACUGUCUCCUCCAAAUUCGUCAACAGCCCCCAGCUGAAGCCCAUGGCCGGGGUGCAGAGAGAAGGGGCCAAGCGCGAGGUGGAGCAGGCCGGGCACCUGGGCUCUGUCCCAGCGCGCCCCAUAAAGGCUUUGGCAAAGAUCCUUUGUCCCGUCUGCACUGCCCCAUGUGCCUGGUUGCCCCUGGUGGUGGCCCGUGCCCGGGCUGUGGAUACCCAGGACCUGUCCUCCCCAGAGGCACCACUCUCCGUGGCAGUCACACCCAGCGAUGGCUUCCACCAUCCCCGCUGGAGGUCCAACUGCCUGUCGUCCACCGAGGGGCAAGAGGUGGACACUGACCACCCAGGCAGGGUCAUCGUGGGCGAGCACCCGAGUGACAGCCCACCCUGGGAGGAAGCGCUCGUCAGCGAAAUCAGGGCCAUGUCGGCCUUGGAGCAGAGCCUGGCGUUGGAGGCCGUCCGCCACUGCAUCCAGGAGCACAGCCAGCUCCUCAGGAAGGAGGUGUCGGACACCAGCAUCCAGGAGCUCCUGGCCUCCCUGAAGCUGGACCUCAAGCAGCCUUUGGAGAAGACCUUCCUCUUCCACUUCUAUGGGCUGAUCCUCAGAGAGUGUGCCAGCGCCAACCUGCUGAAGGAGCACCUGGCCAGCCUCCUCGAGCUGUCCCACCAGUCGUCCGGCCAGCGAGAGGGCAUUGCGCUGGCCGUCGGCAUAACAUCCGCCUCACACAUGGAGGAGGUGUGGGCCAUGCUGGAGCACCUGGGCCGCACCAGGUUCCUGAGGACUACCUUCAUGUCCUCAGACAGCCAGGAGCUGGACCCCAACAUGCACUGGAGGUGGGUUAGCAGCACCUCCCUGCUCUGCUAUGGGCAGAUGGCCACGCACGCCAGGGAGCAGAUCCUGCCCUGGGUGGACAACAUCGCCUCCAGGAUGGUGUACUACUUUUCGUGCAGCACCUACGACAAUAUCCUGAAAACGAGCUUCCUUUCGGCGGCCAUCAUGCUCAUGAAAGCUCUCCAGCGGGAGAAUGGUGCCCAGAGCUACAAAUUCACUCAGAUCUCAGAGCUCAUCCAGUGUCUCCUGCGCAUCCUUCAGAACGAGCCCAACUUCCUGGCCACCCUCUUGCGGCAGAAGGUCAUACUGGUCAUCGUGGGACUGAGCAACCUGCGGCCCAGUCUCACACCCAUGGUCAAGUCCAGGAUCCUGCAGACCUGCCUGCAGAGCCUGUACGCGCUGCCCCCCAUGGAGACGUUGAAGCGCAAGUUACCUCCGCUGGAGCGGGCCCCGGACGUCAUGAUGCUGUAUCAGAAGUCCAUGCAGGCACUCGACCUGCUCUUCCAAAACUUCGUCUCUGAGAACAAGAGCAUGGACGAGAUCUGCUUCCUCCUGCAGCACACAGAACCCUGGCUGAAAUCGGAUAAGAGCCAUGAGCGCAAGCGGGUGGUGCAGACCAUCUUCCUGCUCCUGAAGUACGUGGUGGACUAUGUGAAGCUCACGGAAGAGGCUGUGCCCUCCAUGCUGGGCCACCAGAUAGGCCUGCUGACACUCCUGUGGCGGGACAAGGACAAUGUCACCCAGAGCCACUCCCACCAGUGUGUGUACCUCCUCCUCCAGCUUCUGAUCCAGCAGAAGGGGAGCAUGGCGGAGUUCAUGCAUUUGAAUAAAAUGAAGAAUUCUGAAGCAAGGGCCUACAGAGAAUCAGAGAUGAAGUUCUACAAUUUGGUGAAGGCCUUGGACGAGAACCUGACCGUGGCCCAGCACACGCAGCUCGUCCUCACGCUCCUGCAAGGGCUCUGCAGCCACAGCCACCUGUGCUGCGACCUGGCCGCUCAGCUCGUCCUGAUGAUCUUCGAGGACCACAGCAUCAAGCCGGAGCAGGUGGCCGAGAUCUUGCAGGGCCUGUUCCAGAAGCUGCCGUGUAUCAUCUUCAAGAACAUCCUGCAGACCAUGAUGAAGGCCGUGACCGUGCUGGGCGCCCAGCACACCCAGGAGACAGUGGAGGUGCUGCUGUCCCUGUGCCGCCCUUCAGAGAGGCAGGUCACACCCCUGUGGACAGCCCUGGCCACCAACAACCGGCUGGCCCGCAAGGUCGUCACCCUGCUCUACAUGAAGCUGAAGCUGCGGCCCCCCAAGGAGCUCAUCAGGCUCCCCCAGCAGGCGGAGCUCAUUUCCCUGCUGGUGAGCAGCACCGCGCCCGCACCCGGUCCCCACCCAGGCCCCCGCGGCAACGGCAUCGUCAUUCAGGGGCCUCGUGGGGCCCUGGGCACCAUCUACGAGCUCCUGUACCUCCGGGAGUACAAGCCCACAGUGCGCUGGGCCUUUGCGGGGCUCCUCCUGGGCCUGCUCACACAGCUGCACUAUCUGUUCGAGCUGGACGUGGCGGAGGGCGUCUCAGACUACCAGGAGGACAUCCUGGAGGCGAGGCCCCUCAACCCCUGCAGGAUAUGCCUGGAGGCCCUGAAGGGUCUCUUCUGGACCACCAACUACUGGGAGGUGUUCGCCGACCUCAAGCUGCUGAGGGGCUGGGAGCUCUUGGAGCAUCUGGAAACCUACACAGAGGGGGUGACCCUCCUGGCCAGGGCCAUGGCCCACUACGACUGUGAGGUCAAGGCCGUCUUGGGGCAGGCGGUCAUCUCCCUGCAGAGCUCCGAGGAACGGGACAACAUCGUGGCCAUCCUCAUCAUCACAGAGUUUCUCAAUAGCCAAGAGCUCACCCAGUACACAUCUCGGAAAACCAUGGACAACUUCCUGAACCUGGGCCUGAACAACCCCAACCAGCUGGUGCGGGCCAUGAGCCUGAAGGGCCUCAGCAGUAUCCUGAUGCACCCUAAGAAGGUGCUCCUGCUCCGGAACCGGCUGAUCGGGCUGCUGGACAGCUUCCUGAAGCCCGAGCCCGGGGACCUCAUUGGCCUGAUGGAGAUCCUGGGCGACAUCGUGCACUGCCUGGGCGGGCAGGGCGUCGGCACCGUCAGCCUCAAGAUCGCCCAGCACCUGCUGCCUCUGUUCGAGCACGUGAGUGGCAGGGCGCCUCAGGACCCGCGCCUGGGCAGCUCCUCGCCCAAGCCCGCCAGUCAGAGCAGCCGAAGCUGCUACCCCCACCAUUCACAGCAGCAGAAGCUGCUGCCCACGGGGCUUGUGGGACAAGUCCGUAAGGAGGGCUCGGAACAGGAGGACGUGCGCGGAGGAGCCAUCUUCCUGUACGGAAACGUCCUCUACAGUGGGGGCAGGAAGUUCCGGCCGGCGCUCAGGACCCACGCCUUCCAGGCCCUGGUGCCCCUGCUCCUGCACCUGGCUGACCCCUGCCCCCGGGUGGUCACGAAGACGAAGUUCACCUUCUUGCGCUGUGCCAUCUUACUGAAGUGGGAGUUUCGGAAAGAGCUGUUUUGCAAGUUGGCGUGGGGCCAUGGCCUGGGCGCUGAGAACGACAUUUUUAUCUACAUGGUGGAGAGCAACUUUGGCAACUACCACCAGUUCCUCAUGCAGGCCCUGAUCUACCUGGGCAGCCCCCACCAAAGCCUGAAGCUGACAGCCAUGAAGUUCAUCGGGGGACUGCUGCAGGACUACUUUGCAGACCUCUGCUCCUACUUAAAGAAGGGCGACGUGAAGAUCCUCUUGAAACACUUCGAGAUGCUCAAGCAGGACCAGGACUCCCUGAGCCGCAAAUUCUACCGCAGUUUCUCGGGAGACAUCAUUGCGUUGUCCCAGUAUGUGACGCACUGA
Messenger RNA from Ceratotherium simum simum (southern white rhinoceros), 5007 nucleotides. The record is from RefSeq and is a predicted model, not a curated record. NCBI's taxonomy places the organism in Eukaryota, Metazoa, Chordata, Mammalia, Perissodactyla, Rhinocerotidae.